GAGGCGGCGGCGGCCGCGGCGGCGACGCGGCGGGCGGCGUUUGGUUUCUCCUCAGCGCGGCCCCUGUUUUGCGGAGGGGGGGGCGGGGGGAGAGCCCAUCCAUGACCAUGGGCGACAAGAAGAGCCCGACCAGGCCAAAAAGACAAGCGAAACCCGCGGCGGACGAGGGCUUCUGGGACUGCAGCGUGUGCACCUUUAGGAACAGCGCGGAAGCCUUCAAAUGCAGCAUCUGCGACGUGCGCAAAGGCACCUCCACCAGAAAACCUAGAAUAAACUCUCAGCUGGUUGCACAACAAGUGGCCCAACAAUACGCCACACCCCCACCACCGAAAAAGGAAAAGAAGGAAAAAGUGGAAAAGCAGGAAAAAGAGAAACCAGAUAAAGAGAAAGAAAUUAGCCCUAGUGUUACAAAGAAAAACACCAACAAGAAGACAAAACCAAAGUCAGAUAUUCUGAAAGAUCCUCCUAGUGAAGCAAACAGUAUACAGUCUGGGAAUGCUACAACAAAGACCAGUGACUCAAAUCACACUUCAAGGCCCAGGCUGAAAAACGUGGACAGAAGCACUGCACAGCAAUUGGCAGUAACAGUGGGAAAUGUCACAGUCAUUAUCACAGACUUUAAAGAAAAGACUCGUUCUUCUUCUACAUCAUCAUCGACAGUGACCUCGAGUGCAGGAUCAGAACAGCAGAACCAGAGCAGCUCUGGAUCGGAGAGCACAGACAAGGGCUCAUCCCGUUCCUCAACGCCCAAGGGUGACAUGUCAGCAGUAAAUGAUGAAUCUUUCUGAAAUUGCACAUGGAAUUGUGAAAACUAUGAAUCAGGGUAUGAAAUUCAUAUCUUCCACCUGCCCAUGCUGCUUGCAUCCCUGGAGAUUCUUCUGUGGACAUCGACCUAGUGAUGCUGCCAGGAUCAUUUCUGCUUGCCAUGGGCAUCUGGCCAGCAAGGAAUUUCGCACCCUGACAAUUACUCUUGACACUUUUAUGUAUUCCAUUGUUUUAUAUGAUUUUCCUAACAAUCAUUUAUAAUUGGAUGUGCUCCUGAAUCUACUUUUUAUAAAAAUCUGCUGUGCACAAUUUUCCAUGUACAUUACAACUGUUGGGUUUUUUUUUGGGGGGGGGGAAGGAGGGUGGGCAGAGCAGGGAGGGGGGGCUUUAUUUAUUGCAGUCACAGACUCCAUCCUUUUCAGCAUAUCCUUUAAGUUUAGUUCUUUCUUCCAGUUAUACUAUGUACUAUCAGUUUUGAUAUAACUAUAUAUAUAAAUAUAAAAAUAUAUAUAUAUAAAGGGUUAUUUGAAACCAAUACAUGGCAACGCUGGUGCUUUGAUACACUGUGAAGUGAAAACAGCAUUGAACAGUUACAGAUCUGGGACAGUCCCUUCUAUAAAAGUGAUGAAACUAAAUUGAAACCAGUCUUAUAUGAAGUGUGUUCUAACCCUAUGUGGGAACUUAAGUCUCUCAUCUGUCUAAAGAGUACUGGAUGGUAUAAAUUUAUGUUUUUUAGGAAUGUGAUCUCAAAUUACAAGACUGCUCCAGAUAUCCAUCCUGCAUUUGCAAUAGAAUAACAAGUCACAAGUUCUCUUGUCCAAUUGGAAGUGCUUGAUCAUUCAAAAGUAAUUUAAACUGGCUUCAGAAUGCCAAGUAAAUUAUGGUUAUAUGUUAACAUUGCUAAUUCUUGCAUAACCAACCAUUCAUAAAAAUAUGGUAUUCUGUAACUUGAAUUCCAUCCAUUUUCCAGACCUGUGUUCAUGACUGAGGUAAUUAUUAAAAAAAAAUCUAUAAAGUGUCUCUUAGUUUUAGGAUUUAAGACAUUAAAAUCAACACUGUAAUUGUAGGGCUGGAAUGUUUUUCAGUCAAUACAGUAAGCAGUUACUUGUUUCCAUGUAACAUUGCCUAGUGAUUUUUGUAAUUAAAUUUUGCCUUUCUUUUCCUUCUCCUUAUUCCCUAAAAGCUUCUUUCCUCUCCCCUCCCCCCUCUCCCUAGAUCUGCUUGUUUUCUGAAGGGGAUUAUGAACUAUAUAUGUUUAAUACCAACAUGGUGAUUUUCAAUGUUUGUAGAAAUUCAUUGGUAUUCUAUCGUGGGAAGCUUCAGUUGUGAACAGUGUUCAUGCUAGUAUCUGAGACACAAGCGCAGCUCAUGCUGAUGGGGCUAGUUUUUCCCUCUAGAUACAAAGAUGAUCUGACUUAAGGAAAUUCUUCCCAACCUCUUAAGAGUUACUUUGCAGUUUGGUUCCUAUUUAAUUGUCCCUUGAAAACACUAGUGUGAUUUUUUUUUUCUUAUUUUUUUUUCUUUUAGCCUUUAUCUGUAUUGGUUUUUAUACACUUACUCAUGUGGCCCAGAGUGCUUCUGAAUCAUUUCAAGCACAGAGCCAGUUCAAUAUAUAUGGUCAUGCUUUAGGUACUCACAUGUGAGAGCAGCCAAUUUGUAAUGACGCACCAGAUUAUGUUAUGAUAACUUGGUUUGGGAAAAAAAAUAACUUAUGUAUAUGGAGGCAACUGAGUAAAAAAUAAAAUUAUCAGCUUGAUUUUUGAGUAGCCAACAGGCAAGGUUCCUUUCACAUUUACAUUAAAACUAUUUCUGUAGUCACUAAUGCAUCAUAAUUUAAAUUCUAUUCUCAAAAAAGCAUAGAUUACAAAGCAGUGCCAUUUGUUGCUAUGGUCCUAGUCUAAAAUGCAUGGACAAUGUUCCCCUCUUUUUAAAUUAUACUUGUAUCAAAGAUGCAAGUUGUAAUUACCUUUUUUAAAUACGUUUUUAAAGUAUUUAUUAAUGAACCAAAGGAAAACAGAUGCUUUCCAUAGCAUCAGAAUAUAUAAUACAUAGUGGUUUGACUAUGAAUUUUAAAUCCACAUUUUAAUGUUAGUGGGAUAUUGCAAAGACAUUCCUUCUAAAGUUUUAAUAUUCCUUUUAUUAAGGGUCUCAGGGAGGGUAAACUGGUCAGCCAUAUUUAUUUUCCAGAGGUGUAUGGAGAUGCUAAGUUUUUAUUUUACAAAAAAAAAAAAAAAUACCACCAAACUAAUGUGUAUGUUGCACUGCUUUUAUGAAUCAGUAAGUGUUAGUUUGCACUUUGUUCAGAAACACUGUGUGUAUUUUUUCAAAAUUAGUUUCAUGUAAAGUGAAUGGACCCCUAGUUUAGUGGAAAAGCUGAUUAACCAGCUACUCAUAGGCUGCUAAUUCAUUCAUUGCUAAUGUCUUGGUUUUUCAGUUUUGCCUCCUUGGUAAAUUAACUUAUUUUAGGGAGGGGGAAAGAAAGGGAGGAGACUUGCUUUGGAACAAAUGGAAUAAAACUCUGCAUUGACUAGAAAUUGCAGCUAAAAGUGGAAGUUGCUAGCUAAGCAGUCAAAUUUCAUUGUUGGGCCAGUCCUUUAGCUGCUGUUGCGUAUUCUGUUAAGGUAGUGUAGGUACUUUUAGACUUUUAAUUUCUGAAAUUGAUUACACCCCUCAGGCAUGUAUUCUGGAAAUGGAAUUCCCAUGAUUUCCUGCUUUUGCAGCACGUAAAAAACACUAGUGUAGAUUAUAUAUAUAUAUGUGUGUAUGUGUGUGUGUGUGUGUGUAUGUGUGUAUAUAUAAAUAUAUGAAAUACAUAUAUACAAAUAUAUACAUAUGUGUAUAUGUGUGUAUACAUACAUACAUACACACAUAUAUAUAUAUAAAGGACCAGAAAUACUUGGUAUUCAGUGGCACAGAACGCAGGUUAUUUAAAAAUAAAAAAAUUAAAAAUUAAAAAAAAAAAAAAAAGCACAGUGUUAGGCUUGCAAGUUUCACUUUUUAAUGCCACACAGUCUCUCACGUGUGUGCAUGCGCACACAUAGACACACAGAGCUUGCCUGACUUGCUGUACCUGAGUCAUGCAAUGAAAAAAAGGAAACAUUUAACACAAACAAAAAGAAAAAUAUUUAUUUUAAUCAAUAACUUUCGGUUUAAAUUUGGCUAAUUAUAAAAAUUGGCAGACGCUUCUGUGAGUUUAGUUCCACUAAGAUGUUUCACCUGCCUUAUCAAGACCAUUCUCAGUCUACUUUUUUAAGCUACCAUAUCUUAAAUUAUUGAAAAUUUAUUAAUUGCUGAAUAUAUAAUAACCUUUGCUUGUAUGUAACCGAAAAUGGUUUAAGAGCCAACAUUUAGAAAUGUAUGACAAUGGAGCUGAACAGUUUUUAAUGCGCAAGCAGUUCUGUUCUUGUGUAUGACUUGUAACCUUAAUUUACUGUGUAAAGAUGGUUACAUUAUUUCCUUAGCUUUGUUUGUUGGAGACAAAUAGAGAAUGCUUGUUAAGUAUGUCAAAACAUAAUCUUAUCUUGUGAAUUUUUGUUAAUGUAUUAUACGAGCUCUAUUUUUCAUUUGCCCAGAAAGACAGCUUGUAUAACGCUUUUGAAAGUUUCUGCUCUGUAAAGUCUUUAGAGCUGACAGUCUGUUAGGUUUGUUUUUAUCUUCAUGCUAAAAGUGUCAAUUGGUGGUUUUGUGAACUGGUCAGAAAUUCACAGGUCUUAAAUGUUUUGGGAAAAUUUAUAUCGGACACUGCUCUUUGUCUAGCAAAUAAAAGAUGUUAAUAUAUUCCUGUUACUGGCAUGUGCACGACUAUGUUAUUAGAAGCCACUUUAUCAUUUUCCUGCUUUAAAUAGAAAUGUCUAUUUAUGAAUUCUGCUUGUAGUUUUUUCACAAAUAAAAUAGUAAAAUUUAAA
Molecule: messenger RNA, 4670 nt
Organism: Antechinus flavipes (yellow-footed antechinus)
Lineage: Eukaryota; Metazoa; Chordata; Mammalia; Dasyuromorphia; Dasyuridae
Gene: RYBP
Product: RING1 and YY1 binding protein
Exons: 5
Coding region: 102-788 (228 amino acids)
Biological process (GO): positive regulation of DNA-templated transcription
Cellular component (GO): nucleus
Molecular function (GO): DNA binding; transcription coregulator activity
Source: RefSeq, a predicted model, not a curated record